Molecule: messenger RNA, 2064 nt
Organism: Drosophila bipectinata
Lineage: Eukaryota; Metazoa; Arthropoda; Insecta; Diptera; Drosophilidae
Gene: Sms
Product: spermine synthase
Biological process (GO): spermine biosynthetic process
Molecular function (GO): spermine synthase activity
Source: RefSeq, a predicted model, not a curated record
AACCGCAACUAUCUCUCCGAGAAAUUUUCUCGUAAAACCAACUCGACGCGGCGGACCUCGGUGCGGGCGAGUUUAAAUCUGUUUAUUUUUUUCGUUAACAAUAGCAAUCGCAGACACCGGGACACCAUGGCGGCCCAGACAAUCCUUUUUGAUUUCACCCUGGACAAGGACAAAACCAGCGAUGAGAAGCAGCGACAGGAUGUGGCCAAGAUCCUGCGGAACGAGCUGGAGCACAUCUUCCCUCAGCUGGAGCUGGCCUACUGCAUGGAAUCUCCGGAUAACGGAUACUUUGCAGUCCUGCACGAGAACAAGGCCACCGUGAUCACGGUCCGGAUCUUCCAGCACGGCCUCCUGACGCUCAACGUGGAGUACUUCCUGCCGGAGGGCAAGGAGCCGGUCCUAUCCUUCGAAAGCACCAUGAGACUGGAGAAGGUCCUGGCCCUCAAGUUGAAGGCUGUCAAGGGCCAGAAGCUGCCGGCGCUGAAGCGCGGCGAUGUCGCCAGGUACUUCCCAUCCUCAGAUGAGCGCAUCAUCGAGUACGACAUCGACAAGGUGGUGUACGAGGCGCGUUCGCCCUUCCAGAAGAUCCAGAUCAUGCACUCGAAGACACUGGGCAACAUGCUGCUGCUGGACGAGCUGCAAAACAUUGCUGAAUCCGACUUGAUCUACACGGAGACCCUCAUGUGCCGCGGUGUGGAGAACUACGAGGGCAAGGAGAUUUGCAUCCUGGGCGGCGGAGAUGGCGCCCUGCUGUACGAACUGCUCAAGGAGAACCCUAAGCACGUGGUCAUGCUGGAGAUUGACGAGCUGGUGAUGCAGGCGUGCAACAAGUACCUCAGCGUCAUCUGCGGCGAUGUCCUGGAGAAGCGAAAGACCGACCAGUACGAGAUCAUUGUGGGCGACUGCGUCGACUACUUGAAGAAGUUCAUCGCCGAGGGCCGCAAGUUCGACUAUGUUUUUGGGGAUCUGACAGACAUACCCAUCACUGACACGCCCGAGGGAGAGACCUGGGACUUUAUACGCACCAUCUUCGAGCACUCGUUCAAGGUGCUGAAGCCAGACGGCAAGUAUCUGACCCACGGAAACGGGUCCACCUGCACUGUGGGCCUGCGCCUGUUCGAGGAGCAGCUGGAUCUGCUGCGUCCCAAGGUCAAGUUCACCACCACCAAGGCCUUUGUGCCGUCGUUCAUGGAAGAGUGGCUCUUCUAUCAAGUGACCUUCGCCUGACCAGCUCAAGGAGGUACCCCAGCAGCAGCAGCAGCACCAGCAGUAGCUACUUCCAGCCACACACCAGCAUCACACAUCAUCAGCCCACUCCCGCUGCACUCCUACACAGUUACACUGCACGGAGCGGCGUCGGAAAUCGGAGGAAAGGAUAGGGAUAAGGAGAACAAGAACCAGGAGGAGGAUAAGGAAAAGGAGGCUAUGAAGCCACGGCGAAGACGCCGCCAAAAGCGGGUGCACUACCACCACGCCCUGGUUUCGUAGUCCAGCUGAGAGAGCACAAGCUGAGAAGCGCCAUCGCCAUCAUCGAAAUCAUCAUCCAAAAAAGCUAAAAACAAAAAUAUGAAACAAAGGAAACACGCACUUCCAAUGGCUGUUACUUACAAUUGAAAACCAAACCAAAUAUUGAACCCAAUUCGUUUACGCUUAAGUUAGGCUUUAGUUCCGUUUCUCGUCCACUCUUAACUGAUUUCUAUGAUAAAUUUCUAUAAAAUUAAGUCAAAAGUUGAGGCCGGUACAGGCUGAAUAAAUCUUAUGUAUUCAUGUUUUGUUUGAAUUAAGCCUAAGCAUAGAAUGUUGGCACCCUACUUGUAGUAUUUUCGUAUAACGUGUAUAUCUACUAUCUAUCUUGUAUAUGUAGAGCGUAUGUUUAGUUACCAUUAAUGGAAGAAAUCUGAAGAAUUGUAUCUGAAGGCUCGGCCGGAGUAAGGUGUGGAUGAGGGUGUGAGGCUAGGCUAGCAAUGGUAGCAGUAAACACCAACUUUUAAUGCUGUAAUAAUGAUAAAUACCAAAACAUUUUAAAGAAGAGUACUUAAAAAGUAAUAAAUAGUCUUAUGCAGA